Molecule: messenger RNA, 1566 nt
Organism: Umbelopsis ramanniana AG
Lineage: Eukaryota; Fungi; Mucoromycota; Umbelopsidomycetes; Umbelopsidales; Umbelopsidaceae
Exons: 4
Coding region: 15-1451 (478 amino acids)
Molecular function (GO): DNA binding
Source: RefSeq, a predicted model, not a curated record
AUACUGCGACUGUCAUGGCCCAACGCGUUUCCGAUCGUGAAGAAGCAAGUACCAUGGCUCAUCCAAAACGUACGAGAUCAUUUUCUCCUUCAACUAGCGGUCCUACUAAAAGGUCUAGGUCUUCUCGCAAGCAGCAGCAGUCUUCGCAGUCAACAGAGCCUACGAACUUCUUUCAGCGCAUCCUCAAAACGUUUACAUCUCAGUCGCAGAAUCCGCAGCUAACCACUGACGAGGAAUCUAGCUACUCUUCAGCCACCGAAAAUGCAAACGCCGUCAACAUUGCAACUACGUCGGCAUCCAAGCAGCGUAAUAGCGCGUUUGGAGGUACCACUUCGUCCGGUAGCGCUGAAACGCCACGCUCUGGCCAACAUGAUUCAGACGAUAUAACUCAAAGUUCUCAAUAUGAAGCCUCAUCCAAUAACGAUGCUACAGAUAGCUCGAUAGCACCAAGACGUCGGGGUCGACCAAAAAAAGUGAAGAAAACCAAGUUCCCCAGAUUUAUAGUAGAAGACGAAGAUGGAACUACCAGCGCCAGCCAUAGUGACGGACCUAAGAAGAAAUUAGGGAGACCACCAAAGGUUAGAGGUUCAGACACAGAUGAAGUUGAAAAACCAAAGAAACGCAUGGGAAGACCACCGAAAAUUCAACCUUCUGACACCGAAGAUGCUGUUGCCGUGGAGAAGAAACCCAUUGGAAGACCACCCAAAAAAUCCCGAUACUAUUCAGAACUCACUUUAUCUGGGCGACCUAGGAAGCGCAUGGGAAGACCACCAAAGGUUCGAACAUCAGAAUCCGAUGAAUCAGAGAAAAUUAAGAAACCCAUUGGACGGCCUAGAAAGCAUCCUCAAAAAUUACCAGGAGCGCCUGCACCUGUUGGAAGACCGCGCAUGUAUCCUGUCAAAGAGCCAGGUCCCAAACGUCCUUUGGGUCGACCACGCAAAGUCCCAGCUACCUUACCGACAGAGGUUAAACGGCCACGUGGUAGACCUCGUCUUUCAAAGACACCAGUCAAUGAGAGCACAACCGACAGUUCAGAGGACGAUCAUGAAGACUCUGGUACAGAUGACAACGAAGAAGGAGAUGACGAGGAACGACUGGCUCGCAUGAUGACCAAGUCACCUUUUCUUCGUAACGAGGAAGAUUUCAUUCUAUCUGACAUUGAGAGCUCAGAUGAAGUUGACGCGGAAACGAAAAAGAUGGCCUUAGCAGAUGCCAGGGAAGAUAGUCCGUUUGAAGAAAACCUCAUGUAUGAUACCCGCACCAAGACAUAUUUCGUCAAGGACGAUACGGAAAAGCGUCGCAACGUUGGUGGAUUGGGUUUCAAAGAUAAGAUCAAUAAGACGGCAGCAAGGGCCGGAAAGAAGCAAUCUUCCAGAGACACCGAUAGGUUACCAUCCAUAAUACUUGAGACAGAGACAUCUGGAUCCUUUCCAAUAUUGACUUGGCUAUAGAAUCUAAUUAUCGACUCACUCAUAUUUUGCGAGGUCCAUCCAAAAUACUUUUUCCCAACAGAGAUGGUACUAAGGACAUGGAUAUUUGGGCGGUUGAGUUUGAACCUGGAAUUGG